Molecule: messenger RNA, 498 nt
Organism: Batrachochytrium dendrobatidis JAM81
Lineage: Eukaryota; Fungi; Chytridiomycota; Chytridiomycetes; Rhizophydiales
Exons: 3
Coding region: 1-498 (165 amino acids)
Source: RefSeq, a predicted model, not a curated record
AUGGACCGUAUCGAGCUGCAUUGUCACAACUACAGACAACACUGCAUUGGUAUUGUAUCAGUCAUACAAGACGCCACUGAAACCAGCUUUAAUCAACAGAAUCCCGACUAUCGACUACACAGGAUUUGGUUGGUAAAUAUGAGUGACUGGAUCAGUAGAGUUUGUAAAUGCAAAAUCAAGCCAGCCAAAACGUGCGAUUUGAAGUGUGGUUAUCGAAUGUUUGAGUUGUCGGCAUUUAGACCCAAACCAGAAUGCAGUACACAAGAAUUAAAACAAUGUCAAAAUUUGCUCAUGUUCUGCUACGCAGUUCAAGCAAUAUCUGAUAGUCACUAUCCCACCUGCUGGCAGUCUGCAUACAUUGUAUCGAUUGUACUGAUUGCAUGUAUCAACAAAAAUGACGGUGAUCACAUUGAUCACAUUGGUAUUAAUGGCAAGUACGGUAUUACGCUGGUUGAUGCGGAUCUCGUUGGCUUGCAAGGUCUUGCAAACACACAUUGA